UCUAUAGCCAUUCCAGUCCUCAUGGACUUUCUCCUCAAUACAAUAUCUUCCACUUCAUGAAAGAACUGAUCAUUUAUAUCAAUCCAUUUGUCUUUUAUGCUUCCUUACAAUGGACCCCCAGUUAAUAGACCCCCAGUCAACAGCCCUCCAGUCAACAGCCCUCCAGUCAACAGCCCUCCAGUCAACAACCCUCCAGUUAAUAGACCUUCAGUUAAUAAACCUCCAGUUAACAGCCCUCCAGUCAAGAGCCCUCCAGUCAAUAGCCCUCCAGUCAAUAGCCCUCCAGUCAACAGACCUCCAGCCUAUGGGCACCCAGCCAACGCGCACCCAGCCAACGGACACCCAGCCAACGGACACCCAGCCAACGGAACAGUAAACGGGCAUAAGGUACUAGUAGUCAAUGAGAGCACAGCCAACAGGCACCCACCCAACGGACAUACGGUACUGGUAGUCGAUAGCAGCCGAGCCAACGAGGGCCCAGCCAAACAGCCAGCAACCGAGCAGCCAGCAACCGAACAGCCAGCGACUGAAGAGACCGCCAGCGAGCCAGCUGUCCCUGCUACCCCACCCCGUCUUCAUCUGAGGAAUCGGCUCACGAGAGUGCGGCCAACCCACCUGCAUCUGAAUAAACGCGAUCCGCUCUGUGUCGCCUCUGUCUGCUUGCCUGCCUGCACGCCAUGGUGUUCCAGUGGUGUUCCUCUUUCAUUCACCUUUGUUUUGUUAUAGCUUUAUCACUUGUAUCGUCCUGCUCAACCAUGUCGAUAUUCAUCGGCCACGUUUGGGUGUUCAGCAUGUUUGGCAUCAUCUUAGGUUGGUUUUCUUUGGGACAUGGCUCUUUUUUUGAAUUUCCUGUGUUGCGUUGCUAAUGCAUUCUUGAGAUUCUGGUCGUAAACUCUUGAUCUCG
This is a messenger RNA of Aspergillus aculeatinus CBS 121060, 904 nucleotides long. RefSeq lists its product as uncharacterized. The record is from RefSeq and is a predicted model, not a curated record. Bases 97 to 726 code for a protein of 209 amino acids. Lineage: Eukaryota; Fungi; Ascomycota; Eurotiomycetes; Eurotiales; Aspergillaceae. The transcript has a single exon.